UGCGAGGCCAUGUUGGAUUACACGCCACGGACAAGAGUCCUUUUACACUUCUCUCCUAAUUAAUUUUACAAUUUAGGAUAAAUUUUAGACUUAAUUUAUAUUAAGUAGGGCUACUAUUCUAAUUACGAUUUAGGGGGUUAAGGAUAAUACUUCUUCUUAGAGCAAGACGACAUCUGUUCAGUAGAUUCUUUUGAGUUGCUGCUUCGCUCCUCCACGGUCACCACGACACAUCAAUCAUCAGCCUGCCGCCGCCGCCACCACCACCACUGCUUUCUUCAGUUGAGGUUGACAGCGCCUUAUCUCGCCGACAUAUUCCAUCAAAAUUGAACAGUACUCACUAGCAGUCACCAUAGGUUCUAACGUCGUAAUUGACUGCACUGCUGGAGGAAAUCUGUCCGGCGGUGUCAAGAAUAACCAGGAUAGCAUCAUGAAGAAGGAUGGCGAAGGAGAUGAGCGUGGAAACGAUUUCUAUAAGGACCAGGAUGACUGGAAACUCUUCAUUGGAGGACUUAGCUGGGAAACAACCAUUGAUGGGCUUCAGCGCUAUUUUAGCCGUUUUGGAGAAGUGGUUGAUGCAGUCGUCAUGAAAAACCCGGAUACUGGUCGCUCACGUGGAUUUGGAUUCGUCACCUUCAGUGACCCUGCGAAUGUGGAUGCUGUUUUAAAUAGUGGGCCGCAUCAGUUGGAUGGUCGAACGAUCGACCCAAAACCUUGUAAUCCACGCACGAUGCAGAAACCCAAACGUGGAUCCAACGUGCCCAAAGUGUUUUUAGGAGGACUUCCACCUAAUGUGACUGAAACCGAUCUCCGAUCCUUUUUCGAUCGAUAUGGCAAAGUUGUAGAAGUUGUUAUUAUGUAUGAUCAAGAGCGUCGACGAACCAGAGGAUUUGGAUUUGUGUCCUUCGAGUCUGAUGACCCUGUUGAAAGACUGGUUGCUGAACACUUUGUCAAUGUUAAUGGAAAACAAGUUGAAAUUAAGCGUGCUGAACCUCGAGAUGGACGUGGUGGGGUUAUGGGUCGACAGUCUGGAUGGGGCACCAUGAUGGGAAAUCCCAUGGGUCACAUGCCUCCAGGUGGAAUGAUGCAAGGCUACCAAGGUUGGGGAACUCCACCUCAGCAAUCUGGAUACGCUCCUCAAGGAUAUCAACCUGGAGGCGGUCAGAGCUAUCAAGGAUGGGGUCAAGCUACCCAGGGACAACAAAUGCCCCAAUGGGGAAGUUAUGGAGCUACUCCCCAGCAAAGCUACGGUGGCUAUGGAACAACUCCGCAAAACAGCUAUGGAGCCAACUGGAACUACACCAUGGGACAGAAUGGUCAGAGCAGUGGGGCAACCCCACAAGCAACUGACAUGUACGGGCGGCAAGGGGCAACUCCGAGCGCUGCGCCUGGAACUGCGCCCGGGGCUGCUCCUGCUCCACAAAAAGCAGCGUCCAGCUACCCAUACUCGACUCCGCAACCUCAAUAUGGAACUUCUGCUGGUUAUUCGCAACAACCACAAGACACCGCUGCUGGUGCAUAUGGACCUUCUCGUGCUUACGCAGGGACUGGAGCUGCUUCCGGAUAUGGAAGCACUGACGCAACUGGUGCAGGAAAUUAUGGACCACAGCGUGGAGGGAGUUAUUCACAACCAAGCCAAUCAUCAAGCUAUCACCCAUACAGGCGUUAAUUUCUACCACAAAAACAAAUCCUGGCAGAAUAAUAAUAAACUUUCUUCAUGCAGUGCUUUAUGACAAAUGCUUGAUAUGUUGCUGCACAUUAAUUAAUUCGACCUUUUUUAAGACUUUAUUUUCAUCCCUCUUCCUCGUCGUCGUUUUUCUUUCCUUCUCGUUCGUUCUUGAUUGAACUAGUAUAAAUACAAAUAUAUAUAUAUAUUAAAAUAUAUGGUGAUUUUAUCAUCUGUGGUUCAGUCCACCAUCCUGACCAUUUACGAUGCAAAAUAGGCGACCCCAGUCCAGUCCUCUAAACAAAAAGUGUUCUGUUAAUUACAAAUUUUGUACUCUAGUAGCAAUUCUAUAGAAUAGCCUUAAGUAUGAAUAUUUUGUACGUAUUUUAUGAAUGACAUGUGACUACUACUAUAUACUACACUACUACUGCUGCUACAAACCUCGAACGUUAUCCAUGAGCGAAUUUUAAUAACUGAGCUAUAAAUCCAGCGUAUAUAGGUAAUACUGUACAAUCUCAAUCUCCCAAACAAGCGACACAUUUAAAAAAAGGAUAUGGUACACGCAACAUUCGUUAUUUAUACAACUAGUAAUGAGUCAUUAAAAUUUAAUAAGAGUUUAAGCUAUUUAAGCCGUAUUCGAUUAUUUCACACACACACCCUCGCGAGAUGAAAUUUUAACUUAAAUCAACUUACGACUAGUUUAUUUGUGUAACCGCGUGAAUUUAUUGACUAGAAAUUACCACGUAGUAGGUUCUUUAAAACAAAAGACUCUGUAUUUAUAAGAUUUGAACUGAACUACUAAACUAUAGUAGUAGCGAAAUGAAAUGAUAAAGUUUAUAUUUUUUAUGUUCACUUUGAUGAUGAUUGACUAGUUUCAAAUAUAAGAAGGUGCACACGAUGGUUAGUUCAGUAUUCUCUAAAAGGACGACGGGAACAGCUAUAUAUGUACUACAGUUUUCAAUCAAAUACUUGUAAGGAUAACAUACAUACCUAUAAUAUAUUGAGAUGAUGAGAGAUAAAGAAGACCGACUGUGAAAGAUGAUACUGUUGUAAAAUAAUAAGCAACGCUCAGCCAUACUACUCUACUAUAUAAAAAGUGUCACACUGACAUUCAUAAAUACAUACAAUACUGUACUUUUAGGGGACGACGACGACGCAUUUUUCUCAAAUUUAAUUUCCUCUUGUCUAGUAGUCUCCCCUCCCAGUGUGUCCACGACCUACCCUCCCUCUCACACACCGACCAUUAUUAAUAUUGCUUUCUUGAGCCGCAUUUCUAUUACCAGAUGCUAAAUUCAUUUCACUACCGUCUUCAUAAUAUCACUUGCUCUUUUAACAUGCUGACAUGUUAUUAAAUGUACAUAUGAUUACUAUUAUUAUAUAAUUAAGAUUUCAUGGUGUAUCAGUUCAUUCUAAGGUGGACGUAUGCACACUAUAUACUACUCCAUUAAAGUGUUGAACUAACAAGUAGAUAGAACUGCAAUUUGUCCUUUUCCCAUUUUUGCAGUCUGAUUUUCUAACGUCGUAAAAAUAUAUUUCUGUCAUGUUUUGUUUCGUUUCUCAUGUGUUUUCUUCAAUUUUGAUGUUUGCGAGUAGCUGUGCAUGUGGUUGUCGUUAUUGGGCAGCUUUGAUCGCCGUUAUGUACUACACAGCGGAACAAUGAUAACGAGUCGUCAAAUUUCGUCCAUCCGACACCACUUGCAGCAACCACUGCAGCAGGCAACAAAACAACCAGCGAUUGAAUGCCAACUGUAAUUAAGAAUGAUUCGAUUGUCAUUAAUAAAAUUAAGAUAGUAAGCAAGAAGGGUAGUAAAAAAUAAGGUAAAGAUUACAAUAACAAUACUUUUUAGUAGGCAUUAUGCCAUAUGAGUACAUAUUAAUUAGUUACAUACUAUAGAUGUUUAUAGGGUUGUCAUUGUAGUAGUUAUUGGAGGAUUUUUCUCUUUCUACGUCUCCAUUGUACCUCCAUAGGUUUUUAUUGAUAUCAAUAUACAUACAUGUGUACUUGGUGGGUGGUCAACUUCCAGUGACAUUAAAUCCAACAUGCAUACACGGUGAUUGGGGGGAUCACUUCUAUGGUGUGUCGUUGAGGUUUUUGUAGGAUUUUGAUCAUGGUAGCAUUGAUGUAAUGGUAAAUAUUAUUAUUAUUAUAAUAAUUAAUUAGCAUACUUAUAUAUUAAUCACCUUGUAUUGAUUGUCGAAACCGUAAAAAUAACAACGUGACUAUUCAUUGUUCGUCUGAACCAUAUGACAUCCACAUAUUACAUAAGAACUAUAAGCACUCUUUUUAAGCCACCAUAUAUUGAGAAACGUAAGCGUAAUUAAGCUGAGUAAGGAAUAUAAGAGCUAAUAUCGUCAACAACUUUUAAAAACCCGACUGUUAGAAGUAUGGAAUGACUAAUUAAACAUGUUCAUCAGUACCGAAUAAUUAUAUUAAACGUCUUAGGUUUGCCUUGUAAAAGAAUUUAUAACAACUAAUUUUAGGAUUUGAUACCCCCCGCAAACGUAGAUAUGCUAAUUAACGUUACAUUUAAUUACAUUUUACUAUUACAUGAAAUUAGGGCCUUGAAUUUGUCAAAUCCUUCCACAACAAGUCGAGUUUGUUGUCAUAGUAACGAAUAUUACGUCGUAUUAAAUGGUAGUAAUUAUAGGUAUUAUAUUCUGACUUUUUGACCACGGAGCUUGGGGUAAUUCUCAUCUGCCGUCGUUCCUAUUAUAUAACGUCGUUGUAAAAGAGUCGUCGUCGUCGAUGAGGAGAAAGUAAUAAGAGUGCAACUUCCUUUAUUAUAUCCCGUAACUGUUUUACUCAUCAUCAAAAAAUAGAGAGAAGGUGUUAAUGGUCAUCAUUCUUGUCGUCCAUCUGACACUUAUUGUCCAAUGUCGUUUUAAUUUUAUUCGUUGAUUAUAGGGUACUCGCAUAUGCAGAUGUUUGAUUAGUCAAUCCUUAAGGUAAUUAUUAUGACGUUCCAGCUAGAUACUACGUAACGUUAAAGACGACAGAGAAUUUCACAAAUAUAAGAACAGGAGGAUCGAGGAUGAUGUGCGUGUAAAUACUUUUAAUUACAAAUUGUGCAUGGCCCCACACACAUAUACACACACAGAGACACAACCAUUGUGAAUCUUACUACUGUAAAAAAUAUUAACAGCUCACUUCAUGUUACAUUUUAAAGAAAAACGUAGAAUAUUGUAUAAGAACUAACUAGCUCUUAGUUCAGUAAGGCCACACACAACUGCGACACACGUUUUCUUAGUCUUAUAAUAAUCGUGUAUAACCAACCAAACGACUGCAUGCUAACUUUUAAGUGAAAUUUGAAAAGCUGAACUUCCAGCAAACACUGUUGUUGUGAAGUGUAGUACUGUUGUUGAUGUUUUUUGAUUAUUUAACAAAAUGUAAAAAUAAAUGAUUCAUUCAUGAUCUUAA
Folsomia candida is the source of this 5081-nucleotide messenger RNA. It is a transcript of the gene Hrb27C, whose product is annotated as heterogeneous nuclear ribonucleoprotein 27C. The transcript has 15 exons. The coding region runs from base 428 to 1666 and encodes 412 amino acids. Gene Ontology annotation, molecular function: RNA binding. NCBI's taxonomy places the organism in Eukaryota, Metazoa, Arthropoda, Collembola, Entomobryomorpha, Isotomidae. The record is from RefSeq and is a predicted model, not a curated record.